Molecule: messenger RNA, 1663 nt
Organism: Pristis pectinata (smalltooth sawfish)
Lineage: Eukaryota; Metazoa; Chordata; Chondrichthyes; Rhinopristiformes; Pristidae
Product: nesprin-1-like
Exons: 10
Coding region: 1-1215 (404 amino acids)
Source: RefSeq, a predicted model, not a curated record
AUGACACCAGGACUCAGGUGGGAGAGCGGAGGAGGAGAGCUCCAGCACUGGCUGCUGCAGGGGCAUCAGUACCACGGGCUGAUGCAGAGUCUCACCUCCCUGCUGGAGAAUCGGGCAGGAGAAAGGUUGCCCCAGGAGAACCGCUUCCAACCCGGAGCGUCGCUGAUCUACGGACACACCUGCAGAGCUACGAAGCUCUUUUUCCGAAGACUGGAGAAUCACAUGAUCCUUGCCGAGCAGUUUUCCAGGGAGGUUCCGGAGCGGACGGUUGCUGAGCACAGGGAGAGGUGGCUAGAGCUGGUGACCGGGCAUUCGGUGCUACAGUCAGAGGCCCUGAGGCACGGGGUGCACAUGGAGACCACCCUUCAGGUUUGGGCUGAGGUGGAGGCCGCGCGAGAGGUCCUGACGAAGGAGGCGGGGGGCGCUGAGCUCCAGGCUUGCCCGUCCGUGGGGCUUGCUGGAGGAGACGGAGGAGCACGUGGCCGAGCUCGUCAGCACCUUCCAGAGGAUCCGGGACAGCGUGGCGGAGAGCUGGCCCAGGAUGGAGGACGUCCUGAGGAACGGGAAGGCUCUGCUGGAGGCUGUGGACAGCCCAGAGCUGGAGGCCCAGCUCCGCACCAUGGAGGACAAGUGGCUGUGCUUGAGGAACCGGGUCCACCAGGAGCUACAUCGACUGGAAUUGUUGCUGGAGCAUUGGAACUGGUUCCAGAGAGAGUCCCGUGCCAUUGGGGAGUGGCUGGAGUCGGCCAGAAACCGGCUGACGUACUGGGAGCAGGAGUCACUGAGCCUCCCCCCGAACCCAGAGAGCAGAGGGAACCAGCUCAACCUCUUCCUGGACUUCAGGAAGGAGGUGGAGGACCGGACCCCCUCCAAGGUGGCGGUGGGCAGCAGGGGCGGCAGCUGCUGGCGCUGCAGCAGGGCGAGGGCACUGCUCUGCGGGCACAUCUGGAACAGCUGGAGCGCGGUUGGGCACAGCUGGUUGGGCAGCUGCCCGGCAUCCAGGAGCGUCUGCAGCAGCUGCAGGUGGAGCAGACGCCCUCCUGUCAGCUCCUGGCCGAGCUCAGCGAGUGGAUCAGCGGCGCGGAGACAUGGCUUCGCCGGUCGGCGGUGGAGGUGCCGGCGCUGGGCAGCAGUGCCGCCGUCAAGCAGGCACUGCGCGAGUGCCAGCACCACAAGAUGGAGAUGAGCUGUCGGCAGCUGGCGGUGGAUUUGUGAACCAGUCCCUGCUUCAGACCAGCAGCCAGGACGUGGAAAGCGAUCGGUACGGGAAGCUGGAGCUUGCGGAGAGACUGGGCACUCUGAACCUCCUGCUGGGAGAAGGGUGUGUCAGGACCUGAACAGCAGGAUGCAGGAACUGGACCUUGCGCUGGAGACUUGGGCUGACCACGAACGCAGUGUCCCAGUCGCUGGCGAGCUGGCUGGGGGCUCAGGCAGAGCGUCUGAAGAACAGUCGGCAGGCCUGCAGUUACGCCUCGGUGUUAGCUCACUGACUGACUGCCAGGACCUCGGUGAGCUGCUGAAGGUGAAGGAGGGGGAGUUGGAACGACUGAGGCAGACCCUGGCUCAGGUGACAAGGGAGAUGCCCCCAGGGACGCUGGUGGACAGUGUGAAGACACUGGAUGGCCUGCAGAACUUGUGCCAGAGCCUGGCCGGCUGAGGUAGG